Molecule: messenger RNA, 1299 nt
Organism: Zymoseptoria tritici IPO323
Lineage: Eukaryota; Fungi; Ascomycota; Dothideomycetes; Mycosphaerellales; Mycosphaerellaceae
Exons: 1
Coding region: 1-1299 (432 amino acids)
Biological process (GO): post-transcriptional regulation of gene expression
Cellular component (GO): cytoplasm
Molecular function (GO): mRNA 3'-UTR binding
Source: RefSeq, a predicted model, not a curated record
AUGAGCAGUCAACCCGCGCCUGUCGGUACGAGGCUCUCACCAACUGCCUCUGAGUUUGGUACUGGUCGUCAGUAUGGUCUGCAGCAAGCAAGCGCGACUCCUACCUUUGUGAGCACCACGGAGCCUCUCAACUAUCGCCGCCUUCUCGAUCGCCACAUGAGCUGCAACUGGAAGUACGUCGUUGACAAGAUUGUGUGCAACAAUGAUCAACAAGCGUCCAUCUUCUUGCAGCAAAAGUUGAAACUCGCUACAUCCGAGCAGAAAGUCGAGAUCGUGCAAGCCAUCAUCGAGCAAGCAUACCCACUCAUGGUCAACCGCUUUGGCAACUUUCUCGUUCAGCGCUGCUUCGAGCAUGGAUCUCCCGAGCAGAUCAUCCUCAUCGCCCAGGCCAUCCGUGGCAACACCCUCAACCUCAGCAUGGAUGCAUUCGGUUGCCACGUCGUGCAAAAGGCAUUCGACUGCGUUCCGGAAGAGUACAAGGCUAUAAUGGUGCAUGAACUCCUCCGCCGUAUUCCAGAGACGGUCAUUCACCGCUACGCUUGCCAUGUCUGGCAGAAGUUGUUCGAGCUUCGCUGGAGCGAUUCGCCACCGCAGAUCAUGAAGUUCGUCAACGAAGCUCUCCGUGGUAUGUGGCAUGAAGUCGCUCUGGGCGAGACCGGCAGUCUGGUCGUUCAGAACAUCUUCGAGAACUGCCUGGAAGAGGACAAGCGCCCGUGCGUCAACGAAGUCCUCGCCAGUAUCGACGUCGUGGCCCACGGUCAGUUCGGCAAUUGGUGCAUUCAGCACAUCUGCGAGCAUGGAUCUAUCCCUGACCGCACUCGCGCUGUCGAUCAUGUCAUCCGCUACGCUACCGAGUACAGUCUGGAUCAAUUUGCCUCCAAGGUCGUGGAGAAGUGCCUGAAGAUUGGCGGAAAUGAGUUCCUGGAUCGUUACCUUGACCGUGUGUGCGAGGCUCGCCCAGACCGCCCACGCAUGCCUCUCAUCGAUAUUGCCGGCGAUCAGUUCGGCAACUACCUCAUCCAGUAUAUCCUCGUCUACGGCGAGCCUUCCCGCCGUGAGCUCGUGUCCGCUCACAUUCGCAAGCACAUGGUGUCCCUCCGCGGCUCCAAGUAUGGCUCUCGCGUCGCCAUGGCUUGCUGCAAUCCGGCCGUCGCCACUCGUCCAGGCCCUCCUCUUGGAGCUCCACUCAGCCGCGCCGGCAACGGGUACAUGGGAGGCGAGCGUCAGUAUGGCGGCGAGCGUCUGUACGUUGAGCGUCCCACGGGCCCUCGCGGUGGCUUCGGAGGCGGCUAUCGCUGA